Prunus persica (peach) is the source of this 1797-nucleotide messenger RNA. RefSeq names its product annexin D1. The record is from RefSeq and is a predicted model, not a curated record. The transcript is spliced from 5 exons. Gene Ontology annotation, molecular function: calcium-dependent phospholipid binding; calcium ion binding. Lineage: Eukaryota; Viridiplantae; Streptophyta; Magnoliopsida; Rosales; Rosaceae. Bases 560 to 1519 code for a protein of 319 amino acids. Gene Ontology annotation, cellular component: cytosol; cytoplasm.
GUCUGAAGAGCAUAUAAUUGAGUUUAUACCAUUUGUCAUGAAAUUUUUAUUGAAACGAAGCUUUGUGCAAAUGUGUAUUUUAAUAAAUUGUCAGAUGUAAGAUUUAUUUGGGAGUAAUUUUGAAUAAGUUAAUAAUCCCUUUUAUGGAUAAUUAGUUCUUCAUAUAAUUAUUGAAGUAGUUCUUUUUUUUUUCUUUUUCUUUUUUGCCAAUAUUUAGGCAGGGAGAGGGGGUGCAAACUCACACGCUUUACAAUGUCAAGCCUCGAACUUAAGACCAGCUAGGUGGAGACAAAGCUCCUUACCACUACAUUAGUAGGUCACAGCGGCACGGACAAUCACUUAAGCAGUCAUAAGUAAUACGCGUAAUGUAAAUACACACCAUCAACAUAAUAAGCAAUUUAGCUCACCAUAAAUUGAACAAUAACCCAAACUUGGAUUAGUAACGCUUUGACGUUUAUAAAGCCAACACAUAUUCCUUUCUUUUUUAUACCCACCCACGCAUAUAUAAUGGCAUGUUCAAUUCUCUAACACACACAUAUUCACCGUCACCAGAACAAAAAUGGCUACGUUUGCAGUACCGCAGCAGAUCCCUCCGGUGGCUGAAGACUGUGAAAGGCUUCGUAAAGCUAUGCAAGGGUGGGGAACAGAUGAGAAUGCGAUCAUAUCCAUAUUGACCCAUAGGAAUGCGAGGCAACGAUGUUUGAUACGACAAACUUAUGCUGAGAAAUAUGGAGAGGAUUUUUUCAAACCUCUACAGGACGAACUUUCUGGUGACUUUUUGAGGGCAGUGCUUCUAUGGACACCACAUCCAGCUGAACGUGAUGCAUUGCUAGCUAAUGAAGUUACCAAGAAGAAACAUUCAGCUGCCCAUAAUCAUUUGGUUAUAAUGGAAAUAGCUUGUACAAGAACUUCGCGAGAGCUUUUCCAGGUGAGAGAAGAUUAUCAUGCUCGCUACAAGAGAUCUCUCGAAGAAGAUAUUGCUUACCACACAACUGGAGAUUUUCGCAAGCUAUUGGUACCUCUGGUGAGUACUUACAGGUACGAGGGAGGUGAGGUUGAUAUGACGGUGGCGAAUUCAGAGGCUAACAUACUUCAAGAGAAAAUAUCUGAAAAGGCUUAUAAUCAUGAUGAGCUCAUCAGAAUUCUAACUACUAGGAGCAAAGCACAACUGAAUGCAACAUUCAAAGUCUAUAACGACCAAUUUGGCCAUCCUCUCAACAAGGACCUGAAGAAAAAGCCAAAGGAUGAAUACCUUGGGUUAGUGAGGGCCACCGUACAAUGCUUGACAUGCCCGGAAAAGUAUUAUGAGAAAGCUCUCCGGCUGUCGAUGAAGGGCCUCGGAACGACGGAGGAGACUCUGACCAGAGUUGUAGUAACUCGAGCGGAGGUUGACAUGAAGAGUAUAAUGGAACAGUAUCAACUCAAGAAUAGUGUCCCUUUGGUUCAGGACAUAAAGAGUGAUACUUCUGGGGACUACUUGGCCACGUUGCUUGCCUUGGUUGGUCAAUCAUCAUCAUGAUGCGUGAGAAUGAAAAUUAUACUAAUAAUAAUCAUAAUAAUAUACGUUGCAAAACAAAUUGUUAAUUUUCUAAUAAUAAUAAAUCUUCUCUCUUUUUCAUUUUUUAUCAAGCUUGUCUUAUAAUUCAAACUAGCAUUCGGUCUAGUUGUAUUUGUCUCCAAUUAGUUGGAGGAGAUUUUAAGUUCGACUCACAUAAAUAACAUUUGGUCUUGUGGGCCUGUAGCUUCAUUGUGGAUAUAUUGACUUGUGAACCAUGAAUUUUUAGAUAGUUGGGUUAG